Molecule: messenger RNA, 3152 nt
Organism: Alosa alosa (allis shad)
Lineage: Eukaryota; Metazoa; Chordata; Actinopteri; Clupeiformes; Clupeidae
Gene: rad54b
Product: RAD54 homolog B
Exons: 15
Coding region: 99-2828 (909 amino acids)
Biological process (GO): double-strand break repair via homologous recombination; reciprocal meiotic recombination
Cellular component (GO): nucleus
Molecular function (GO): DNA translocase activity; ATP-dependent chromatin remodeler activity; ATP binding
Source: RefSeq, a predicted model, not a curated record
CAACGUCACUUCCGCGCUAGACUGCGCGCGAUUUGACUCGUGUCAACCAAAACACAGAGGAGGACUACUAGAUACAAACAAACUGGAAAGCUAACAGGAUGCGUCGGUCAGCAGCUCCUAGUCAGCAAGGCAAUGCGGCUAAAAAGAUGCGCUUUGUGCCUCCUGGGACGCGAGGAUUUCCUCCUUGUCCGAGUCCUGACACUCCUGAACACUGCACACUGCCUCUGCAGCCCAAACCCACACUCACUAACGCAGUUAACACGGUGCAGACACCGGUCAACAGGAGACCACGUGAGUCUCAAGUGUCAGGAGCGUUGGCACGGGUGCUCAGUGUGGUCCCAGUCUCUGAGAAGACCACAGAUACACCCUCUGAGGAAGAGGAGAACACACACACACAUAUGAAGGAUGAGGAGCACCAGGCCCCCCAGAGCCGACCCAUCAGCAUACAGACAUGCCCUACAGAGCGGUACCUCAGCGUCAUGUGGUGUAAGGCGUCCAACAGGAAGCAUAAACGCUGGGAAGGGGAUGCUGUUUUGGUUGCCAAGGGGCGGAGUGUGGUGCUGAAGGACAUGGAGGGGAAGGAUAUUGGUCGAGGCUCUGGUUACAAAGCGUCAGAGCUGGAGAAUCUGGCUGAAGGUGAAACCUUGAUGGUUUCUGGGAAGCAGAUUGAGGUCAUGGGGGUCAUCUCUGCAGAGGACUAUGCCAAGGGCCGCUGCUUCCAGGAAGUCUCCACUGCAACCUCCACAGUGCCCUUGCUUGAGUCCGCUGUUGCCAGGUCAGCAGCAAAACCCUUCUCUCGGCCAUCUCUCAAGGGUGGAGUCGCGAAAUCCAAAGAGCCGGAGAGAGAGAUACGGCCCCGUCAUGACCCAAAUGCACAAGGUGCUCUAGUGAUGCCUCGCCCCCCAGCCAAUCACCAGUGGCUUUGGAAUAAAAGUGGCCUCCCAUUAGUAGAUGUGGUGAUGGAUCCUCAUCUGACCGUUCGUCUGCGGCCGCACCAGAGAGAGGGUGUGAUCUUUCUCUAUGAGUGCAUCAUGGGAAUGAGACUGUCGGGGCGGUGUGGUGCGAUCCUGGCGGAUGAGAUGGGCCUGGGGAAGACUCUGCAGUGCGUGAGCCUGCUGUGGAUGCUGCUGAGGCAGGGGCCGUAUGGGGGGAAGCCAGCCAUCACCCGCGCCCUCGUCGUUGCCCCCGGCAGCCUGGUCAAGAACUGGGGGGCCGAGUUCAACAAGUGGCUCGGACGAGAACGACUUCGAGUCUACAUGGUGGAUCAGGACCACCGUGUGGAGGAGUAUGUGUCGUCUCCGGUGUGUCCAGUGAUGGUGGUGAGUUAUGAGAUGGUGCUGCGCUCCCUGAGCUCGCUGCAGAAGCUGGACUUCGGCCUGCUUAUCUGUGACGAGGGUCAUCGGCUCAAGAACACAAGCAUCAAAACCACCAGCGCUCUACACACACUCUCCUGCACCAGGAGAAUCAUACUGACGGGGACUCCUGUGCAAAAUGACCUUCAAGAGUUUUACUCAAUAGUUGAGUUUGUGAAUCCAGGCGUUCUGGGAUCUUCAGCAGGAUACAGGAAGAUUUAUGAGGAGCCAAUCAUUCACUCCCGCCAGCCUUCCUGCACUCAGGAGGAGCGUGCACUGGGAGAGGAGCGUGCCGCGGAGCUGUCUCGGCUGACCGGGGUGUUCACCCUGAGGAGGACGCAGGAGAUCAUCGGCCGCUACCUCCCCGGCCGCGUGGAGUGGACGCUCUUCUGCCGGCCGACUCCGCUGCAGAGCAGCCUGUACGCGCAGCUGCUGAGCACGCAGGCGGUGCGGUCCUGCCUCCGGGGCUCCACCACGCACCUCAGCACCAACAGCCCGCACUUCGCCUGCAUCAGCGCCCUCAAGAAGCUCUGCAACCACCCGGGGCUGCUCUACAACACCAUGAAGAAGGAUAGCACAGAGGGUUCUGUGUGUGAGGGCCUGUCAGCAGAGCUGUUCCCUGCAGCCUACAGCAGCGGCACGUUCGGCACGGACGAGUCGGGGAAACUCCUGGUGCUGUGUGACCUCCUCGCUGCUGUACAGCACUACAACCCCACAGACAGGGUGGUGUUGGUCUCUAACUACACUCAGACUCUGGAUCUGCUCCAAGAUCUAUGUGUUCAUCUCGGAUACACCUGCUGUCGCCUGGACGGUAACACCCCAGUGUCCAAGCGGCAGAACCUGGUGGACUCUUUCAACAAGCCGAGCUCAGACCACUUCCUCUUCCUGUUAAGCUCCAAGGCUGGAGGGGUGGGCCUUAACCUGGUGGGGGCCUCCCACCUCGUGCUCUACGACAUUGACUGGAAUCCUGCCAAUGACAUGCAGGCAAUGGCACGUGUGUGGAGAGAUGGACAAAGGAAAACUGUUCACAUCUACAGGCUUCUGACCACAGGUACAAUAGAGGAGAGGAUCUACCAAAGGCAGGUGUGUAAGCAGGGUUUGUCAGGUGCAGUAGUUGAUCUGGGGAAAGGGGCUGAUCACAUCAGCUUCUCUUCUGAGGACCUCCGCGAUCUUUUUACCUUUGAAACCAAAACAACGUGCCUCACACACCAGCUCCUGGGCUGUCGCUGUGCAGGGGACGGAGAGAUACAGUGUUUGCCAGAGGAAGAGACCACAUUGGCGGAGCGGGCCUGUCAGUUGGGUCGUCGUGCCGACAGUGUGAACAUUCCACAGCGGGUUAGCAUGUCUGAGCUCAUGCAGUGGAGACACUACUCAGGAGACAACCAAUCAUAUGGAGACGUUUACCUAGACCACGCCCACUCACACAUCACCUAUGCUUUUCAGAGUAUGAGCACCGAAACGCAACUGUCAAGGUAGCCCAAGCAGACAGACUUGGACAUAACUGUAUUCCACAGUGACUUCGUACAUUCACACACAGAAAUGAACACUCACAAAGACACGUAUAGUGCAAAUAGCCAUACUAUACAGGUGUGUAUGUGUCCACUGUCCAUAUGUAUUUGUUGUCAUUUAUUUAUGCACUAUUUCCUUGAACCACAUCUGAAAGCAGUUCAGAAAUGUUGGGUUAUCAAAAUAGACACGUACCUAUGUACAGUACAUGCAUACACACACAGAUAUUGUCAUAUUUUUAGUGAUGGACUGUUUUCCUUUUUAUUUGUCAUGAUUUAAUAAAGAUUAAGAGAU